AUGUGUCAAGGACUACCUCUUACGGUUGUCAUUCUUGCCGGAAUUCUCUCAAGGAUGGACCGACAUGAUUGGAAAGAAGCUGUGGAAGGUUUAAGUUCAAGGAAUGUUUCUAGUACGGAACAAUGUACCGCUACAUUAGAGCUGAGUUACAAACAUUUACCUGAUACUUUGAAGGCAUGUUUUCUUUAUUUUGGAGCCUUUCCAGAAGACCAUGAACACAAUACCAAAAGGUUGAUUUCUCUAUGGGUCGCUGAAGGAUUUGUUCAAAAAACUCAGCUCAAGAGAUCAGAGGAUGUGGCAAAUGAUUACCUGAUGGAACUUAUUAGCAGAAGCUUAGUCACAGUUUCCAAACCAAGAUCCAUUGAUGGGGUCAAAGCCUGUCGCAUUCACGAUUUGUUAUAUGAGUUUUGCGUGACAAAAGCCAAAGAAGAAAACUUUUCGCGGCUGGUACGUAGGGAUGAUAAACUAUCUGAUAUCAAUGUGCCAUUCUACCUACGCCGCUUAUGCAUUGAUUCUAAGGUGGAGCAAUUUGACAACUUGAGGUUAUUUUCUCCUGCCAUACGCAGUCUAUUAUUAUUCAGUCACGAUGAAGACAGUAGAAGUAGUUUUGACCUUCGAUUCAUUUUUCACAUCAUCAAACUUGCCAAAGUGUUAGAUUUGAGCCAAAUUAAUCUAGGAAGCACUUUUCCCAGAGAACUAGAACUGCUUGUUCACUUGAGGUACUUGGCAAUUCUAGUUAAUGGUAGGCCCGUCCCCGCAUCAAUAAGUUAUCUCACAAACUUGGAAACAUUGAUUUGGCGAAAUUCUUCUGAUCACGGUUCAAUAAACUUGGGAACUUGGAUUUGGCGAAAUCCUUCUGUUCAUGGUUCAGUUUCAAUGCCAGAUACUAUAUGGAACCUGAAGAAACUAAGGCAUUUAGAACUAAUUGAUGAGGCCGAUAAGAAUUACCAUUUUAGAUUCCCUGACAACAACCUUGAUAACUCUUCACAGUUGUGUGACUUAGAUAUCUUGUCCUGUCUAAGCCUCAAUCCUCGGGAGAACAUCAACAAGCUGUUGAGAAAGUUUCCAAAUAUCCGCAAGCUGAGAAGCUCUCUUAAUCUCGAUCAGGGCUGUGAAUAUCAUGUAGCAAUGGAUUGUCUAAGUCAUUUGGAAUCACUCAGUCUGAGUUGCGUUGUUUACGGCGGUGACCCAUAUCAGUUAGAUUUCCAAUAUCCUUCGACUAUUAAAAAGUUGACCCUGUCUUAUUUUUGCUUGCCAUGGAGCAAAAUGGCAGCAAUUGGAAAUCUACCCAAUCUUGAGGUGCUCAAAUUGCUCCGCCGAUCAUUUGAGGGGGAAAUAUGGGAAAUGGAAGUAGAGAAGUUCCCUAAAGUUCGUUUCUUGAAAUUAGCUUCCCUGCACAUUGUGAAGUGGACAGCCUCCUCCGAGUAUGAGUACGAAGAGCAGGACUAUUUUCCUCGAGAUCCCCUCUUGUCUGGGAAAUAG
Molecule: messenger RNA, 1482 nt
Organism: Coffea eugenioides
Lineage: Eukaryota; Viridiplantae; Streptophyta; Magnoliopsida; Gentianales; Rubiaceae
Product: putative late blight resistance protein homolog R1B-8
Exons: 2
Coding region: 1-1482 (493 amino acids)
Biological process (GO): defense response to other organism
Source: RefSeq, a predicted model, not a curated record